Molecule: messenger RNA, 363 nt
Organism: Sclerotinia borealis F-4128
Lineage: Eukaryota; Fungi; Ascomycota; Leotiomycetes; Helotiales; Sclerotiniaceae
Source: the annotation of a GenBank genome assembly
AUGGGAUUAUUCGGCUCCUCUCCAGCAUCUCUACCCCCUCCAAAGAUUGCCGCAGAUGGCGCGCCGAUAGCACCGGAUCGAAGUCAAAGGUCACAAUGCUGGGAAGCAAGAGAUGCAUACUUCAGGUGUCUGGAUAGAGAUGGAAUCAUUGAUAGCAUUACGGAGAACGUCAAGGCCGAGAAAUCUUGUGGAACAGAGGCAAGAGGGUUCGAAAAGAAUUGUGCAACUAGUUGGGUUCAAUACUUCAAGAAACGAAGAGUUAUGGAAUAUCAGCGCGACCAAACACUGCGAAAAUUGAAGACCGAGGGAGCAAAAGAGAUGCCGGGGGGUAUAGGGGCUGGAGCACCUGGACAAAAGCCAUGA